Sycon ciliatum is the source of this 960-nucleotide messenger RNA. RefSeq names its product pituitary tumor-transforming gene 1 protein-interacting protein-like. Lineage: Eukaryota; Metazoa; Porifera; Calcarea; Leucosolenida; Sycettidae. The transcript is spliced from 6 exons. The record is from RefSeq and is a predicted model, not a curated record. Gene Ontology annotation, cellular component: cytoplasm; nucleus. Gene Ontology annotation, biological process: protein import into nucleus. The coding region runs from base 187 to 678 and encodes 163 amino acids.
GACGAGAUUUCGGAACGUGACCACACAGUCCACCGCCUGGCCGUUUGUACUUUGUGCAGCAAACAACCUUUGAUUUGCAGUGCUGCCGUUGGGUUCUCUGAGAAGUCCUUGGCCCAAACAGUUUGUAGUGGGCCUCAAUUCAGGCAGUCGAAGAGUGGUGAAAUAGGAAAGAUUGAGUAGAACACGAUGACGGCAAUGAAGUUUCUCGCUUUCGCCGUCCUGGCAGCUUGCUGCGUCCUCGAAGCCUCGGCUGCUUCCAAUUGUACGACCAGAACAUCGUGCAAAGACUGCGUCAAGAGCUUCGGCUGCUACUGGUGCGAGGCCUUCAAAUCGCAGGGCAAGACGGGUUGCAACGCCCGCACCACGUUCCAGCUGACCACCCCGUGCCCAGACAAGUACUACCUCUACCCAACCUGCAAACUGACUGGACUCACUCUUCUCAUCCUGGUGGCCGUCGUGGUUGGUCUCGUCGUCAUCCUGUUCGGAGUUAUGAUCUAUUGCUGCUGCUGCCGAUCUGGAUCCAGCAGCCGAUUCCGUCGUGAGAAUGAGAGAGACCGCACCAACCGUGCUGAUCGCACUCGCCGUCAAGAAGAAAGACGUCAGGAGCGUCAGUCUCGCAUCGAUGACAUCCGCAAGAAGUAUGGCCUCGGCACCGAGGACCGCUACCAGAAGAUGUAGAUUUGCUGCUGGGUUUGCGGACAUUGUGUAACUUCUAGGUCGUCAUGGCAACCUUGCCAUGUCGUCGUCUCUUUCCGUAACUAUUUUCUACCGUUUGUUGGCCCUCGUUCCAUCCCUAUUACAGGUGUCUUGUUCAAGUCCACCUCUAGAAGUAUUUAUUGUAUUAGUCGGUUGCUAUGGCUGCAUAAAGUACUAUUCUUACAGCACAAGUCUUAAAAAACUUCUCGCCGCUAGUUUUCUGUCUGCGCACAAGUGUGAUUAUAGAUAUUGCGCUGCUCGACA